AUGUCCACCGAAGACCUCAUUGAGCAAGCAUUAGCCAGCGGACAAGCUUUCGUGCUCCCUCCCUCACCUCGCGAGACCAGGGCACCAGAGCCCCCAAUUGCUGCUGCCGUGGCCUCUGAAACUACAGCAGACAGUGCUGUCGAUGAGUCUGAACCCACCGAGGCUCCUUCUGCCACCCCCGAGCCCGACGCCUGGAAGGCAGAGUAUGACGCUCAGGUCGAGGCCUGGAGAGCACAGUCUGCUGAAGCUCGAGAAAAGGCCGAGAAGGAACGCGCAAGAUGGGAGGCCAUUCGCAAGGAAGAGGCUGAAAAACGCAAAGCUGCUGGAAUCCCUGAAGUGAAGGAAGAUAUCCCCACUGGACUUCCCACCCACAGGCCCAAGUCGGAUCCCCCCGCAGUGGCAACUACAAGCUCCACAGUCGACAUCCGUCCCGAUUCGAGACAGGACACCGAUACCAACGAGGGCUCUCAGAAGUGGGAGGAGGUUCAAGCUGCCUCCACUGCGUCCUUCCCCUCCAUGUCAUUCCCAGAGCGGACGACGCCGCCUUCCUUGGCUCCUGCACCUCAAACCUCUCAAGCACCUCCUCCUACCGCUACGCUCGCCAUUUUCGACUCAUCCCUGUCGACUCGCACUCGUAUUGUUGCCUUGUUUUCAGCCCUUGCUAUCAAUUUGGCCCUGCCUUUCGUCAACGGAGUCAUGCUCGGCUUUGGCGAAAUCUUUGCUAAAAACGUCGUGCUCAAUUGGUUCGGAUGGAGGUCGGUCAGUGUAGCGUCCAACGUCGGUAUUGGCGCCAGACGCGAGCGUACAUCCGUAUUCAGAUGA
Messenger RNA from Coprinopsis cinerea okayama7#130, 822 nucleotides. RefSeq lists its product as hypothetical. Bases 1 to 822 code for a protein of 273 amino acids. Gene Ontology annotation, cellular component: mitochondrial outer membrane. NCBI's taxonomy places the organism in Eukaryota, Fungi, Basidiomycota, Agaricomycetes, Agaricales, Psathyrellaceae. The transcript is spliced from 3 exons. Gene Ontology annotation, biological process: protein insertion into mitochondrial outer membrane; mitochondrial outer membrane translocase complex assembly. The record is from RefSeq and is a predicted model, not a curated record.